Messenger RNA from Aureobasidium melanogenum CBS 110374, 843 nucleotides. RefSeq lists its product as uncharacterized. Gene Ontology annotation, molecular function: catalytic activity. The record is from RefSeq and is a predicted model, not a curated record. The transcript has a single exon. The coding region runs from base 1 to 843 and encodes 280 amino acids. Lineage: Eukaryota; Fungi; Ascomycota; Dothideomycetes; Dothideales; Saccotheciaceae.
AUGGCACCUCCGACAGAUCGCAAGCAAAUUCUUGAAAACUUCCGCAAGCAGAUUGAUGCUGGGAAGCCCAUUGUCGGAGCAGGCGCUGGUAUUGGCCUGUCCGCCAAAUCGAUUGAAGCAGGCGGCGGCGACAUGAUCAUCAUUUACAACAGUGGACGCUUCCGAAUGGCUGGUAGAGGCUCCUUGGCUGGACUGAUGCCUUUCAGCAAUGCCAAUGAUGUUGUCGUUGACAUGGCGAAAGAAGUGCUCCCUAUCGUCGAGCACACUCCAGUCAUAGCCGGCGUCUGCGGCACCGACCCGUUCAAGGACAUGCCUCGCUUUUUGAAGCAACUCAGUGACCUUGGAUUUGCCGGUGUCCAGAACUUCCCUACUGUCGGUCUGAUUGAUGGCCAGUUCCGUGCAAACCUCGAGGAGACUGGCAUGGGCUUCGACAAGGAAGUCGAGAUGAUACGACUGGCUGCAGAGAUGGGGAUGCUGACAACACCGUAUGUGUUCAAUGUCGAAGAAGCGAAAGCAAUGGCAGGCGCUGGAGCGGACGUGAUCGUUGCACACAUGGGUCUCACGACCAGCGGUACGAUUGGCGCGCAAACAGGCAAAUCUGCGAAAGAUUGUGUCAGGGACAUACGAGCAAUCAGAGAUGCCGCGGCUGGAGUCAAGGAGGAUAUUAUUGUUCUCUGCCAUGGUGGGCCAAUCGCAGAGCCCGAAGAUGCGGAGUUCGUGCUCGGAAGAGUCAAGGGCUUGCACGGCUUCUUUGGUGCCAGUUCGAUGGAGCGCCUACCGGUAGAGAAAGCUAUCAAAGGCAUCACCGAACAGUUCAAGGGCAUUGCCGUAGCGAAAGUAUAA